AUGCACAUAAAGUCCAUAAUCUUGGAUGGAUUCAAGUCGUACGGGACGGAGACGAAGAUCGACGGCUUUGACAAUCUGUUUAACGCGAUCACAGGUCUGAACGGGUCCGGGAAGUCCAACAUCUUGGAUGCCAUCUGUUUUGUGCUGGGAUUGAGUCGUAUGGAUAUCGCGCGAUGUAAUAACCUUCGGGAACUGAUCUACAAGAAUGGACAGACGGGUGUCACCAAAGCCAGUGUCACCAUUCACUUCGACAACAAAGACAAGAGACAGUGUCCGGCCGGUUAUGACAACUACGACGAGAUUGUCAUCAGACGUGAGGUGAAUAUCAACAGUCGCUCCAAGUAUUGGAUCAAUGGUUUCGGAUCUAACAACCAAAGUGUGACCGAUUUGUUUCACUCGGUGUCUCUGAACAUACAAAACCCACACUUCCUUAUAAUGCAGGGAAGGAUCACCAAAGUGUUGAAUAUGAAACCUCAUGAGAUCCUAUCGAUGGUCGAGGAGGCGACCGGAGUGUCGAUGUAUGAGAUGAAGAAGAAGUCGACGCAAUCCAUGAUCGAGAAGAAGGAUUCCGCUCUUCGACUCAUUGAUGCUCCAAGUAUUGGAUCAAUGGUUUCGGAUCUAACAACCAAAGGAAGGAUCACCAAAGUGUUAAAUAUGAAACCUCAUGAGAUCCUAUCGAUGGUCGAGGAGGCGACCGGAGUGUCGAUGUAUGAGAUGAAGAAGAAGUCGACGCAAUCCAUGAUCGAGAAGAAGGAUUCCGCUCUUCGACUCAUUGACGCUCUCAUUAAUGAGACAAUUGUUCCCAAAUUGGAUCAAUUGAAGAAAGAACAGUCGGGUCUCAUGGAGUUCCAGAAGAUUAGCGCCGAAUUGGAAUCUCUGUCCAAAGUUUUCAUUGCCUUUAAAUUCGUGGCCGAAGAGGAGAACUGUUUGAAAGCUUCGGCUAAUAUUGAGGAGAAGAACAAUGAUAUCAAUGGUCACCGAAAGCUCAUCUCAGACGCCAAUAUGAGAGCCAAUGAAAUCGAAAACAGUAUAAAAACUCUGGAAAAGAAAAAAGACGAAGAAUUUGGCGGAAAAUUAAGUGAAUUGGAGACUCAGCUGAAGAGCGAGCAGUUGUCUGAAGCGAAACUCAUCGGAGAAAUGAAUAUUUCGAAGGAAGAGCUCAAAGAGAAGGAGAAGAAAGAGAUGCAGUUCUGUAAGAAUCUUGAGGGCGACCGCAGGAUAACGGCUUCCAAACAGAAACAGUUUGAUUCGCUGAACGAGAAACUGGAACGACUCAGAGCUGACAAUGACAUCAAAGAGGAAAACCUGAAAAAGGCUGAGAAAGACUUCGAGGAUAUCAGCGCCGGUAAGUCACGCGCUAAAGAGGGUGAGGCGGCCGCCACUCUCGCCGACCAACUCAUGACCGCCGAGAAAGAGAUCGCGACCGCAGAGACGGACAUAAAAAAGGCUGAAAUGAAAAUAAAACACUCGAAGACUGAGUUAAAUAAAAAGGAAACGGAAGUAAAGAAAACGAAGAAUACUUACGAUAAAGAUAUGAAAGAAAUAAAUUCAAUGAACAGUGAAGUGGAGAAACUUAGAGCACAACUCGAGGGCUUUGGUUUCGACGAACAAAGACACGUGAAUUUGAGGUCAGAAUUGGGUCAACAGAAGCGACAAAUCGAUAGACUGUCGGACGAGAUCAGGAGCGCUGAGUCGAGCCUCUCGAGGACGAGGUUUGACUUUAAGGACCCGCAGCCCAACUUUGACCGGAGUUCUGUUAUGGGCGUCGUUUGCAAUCUGUUUCGCGUCAAAGAUAUUAACUUUGCGUUGGCUUUAGAGAAGUCCGCGGGAGGAAAGUUGUAUAAUGUUGUGGUGAGAGACGGACAGACAGCCAAAGCUAUCCUGGAUAGGGGACAGUUGAGGGACAGGUGGACAUUCAUACCUCUCGACAGAAUCAAAGCCCAAAAUUCAGACCAAAGAGCUCUGAAGAGGGCACAGGAGAUCGUGGGCCGUGAGAACGUGGACUAUGCCAUCAAUUUCAUUGAAUACGAGCCCCAUUUGGCUAAUGCCAUGAAAUAUGUCUUCAAUGAUAUUCUGAUUGUCCCGGACAUGGAAAUCGCCAAAAAAGUGGUUUACGAUCCGGAAGUUCGUAAAACUACAGUCACUUAUGACGGAGAAGUGUUUGAACCGUCGGGUAUUCUGUCGGGCGGUUCCGCACAGAGAGGAACUCAACUCUUGGCGAAAGUGGCGGAGAUUUUAGACAAAAAGAGAACUUUAGAGGAAUUGAGUCAUUCUUUUGGUGAAAUGGAGACAGAAUUCAGAGAUUUAGACAAACACUCUAAGAAUUACACGACUAUUAAGCAAAACUAUGACUUGAAAGCUCGAGAGGCAGAGCUGGUCCGACAGCGCCUACAACAGGGAAACAGCGCUCAUAUUCUGAUGGAAGAGAUCGAAGCCCUGAAACUCACGCUUCAGACCGAAGAUAAGAUUCUUAAGGAUUGCGCGGAGAUUAAGAAGAAUUCGACGAAACGUGUGAAUGAGUUGAAUGAGAAGCUGAAGGACUCGAAAUCGAUUCGCGAGAGAGAACACAAAGAGGCCGAACAGAACCUGAAGAGCGCCAGAACUCAGGCCGAAAAGUCACGCAAAUUGAUGGCUGAAGACCAACAGAAAGUCGAUUGUCUUCAGCUCGAGAUCGAAGAGUUGAGUAAACAAAUGAAUUCAUGUGAACAACAACUCAAUCAAUUCAAAACAGAAAUCACUGAAAAGCGUUCAGAAAUGGAGACAAUUGAAGGGAAAGUGAAUGCAGUGAAGGAAAAGGUGGGGAAAUGGAUGGCAGACCUAAAGGAACACAAAAGGAUUCUAAAGACACAUUCGGACGAAAUGUCGAAAAUGCAGAGACAAAGGGAUUCCGUCCUAAAGAGUAUCGAAGAAAAUGAGAUAAAAAUAAAACAAAUUAAUUACGACAUCGAGAAAAUCAAAACUUCUUCACACGAUUCAGCAGUUCAUGUGAAACAGAUGAAGAGGAAGUACCCGUGGAUUGAAGAGGAAAAGCAUUUGUUUGGCAAUGAGAGCACUGGCUAUAGCUUUAAUGACUUCAAUACGGAUGAGUCGACGCGACGGUUAGAUCGGCUGAAGUCAACGAAAGCCUCGUUGGCGAAGACGGUUAACAUGAGAGCAAACAUUAUGUUAAGCGAUAAGGAGAAGGAGUCCGAAGAGUUGACUCGAAAGCGUCGGAUUGUGGCCACAGAUAAGAAUAAUUUGAUUACUUAUAUGCAAGAAGUGGACCAAAAGAAAAAGGAUGAGCUCUUCAAGGCGUGGCAGAAGAUUAACGUGGAUUUCGGCGCUAUUUUCUCCACAUUUCUGCCCAAUUCUAACGCAAAACUAGAGGCGCCUGAAGGCAAGAGUGUGACCGACGGACUGGAGGUUAAGGUGGCGUUUGGUGACGUCUGGAAGGACUCAUUGACAGAACUGAGUGGAGGGCAGCGAUCACUUGUGGCGCUGUCUUUGAUUCUGGCGCUCCUGAAGUACAAUCCGGCGCCGCUCUACAUCCUCGAUGAAGUGGACGCAGCUCUGGACCAAAGCCACACACAGAACACCGGAAUUAUGAUUAGAAAUCAUUUCCGCAAUUCUCAGUUUAUAAUCGUUUCCUUGAAAGACGAUAUGUUUAAUAACGCGAACGUUCUCUUCAAGACUCGGUUUGUCGACGGAACCUCUCAAGUGACUCGUGUCCAGAGUCAUCACCAGAGGAAUAAGUGAUAACCUUUUGGAUGAUAACAUUUUCUAAUUGAUUUCAUUUGUAAUUUUCAUAAUUUUUGAUACCG
Molecule: messenger RNA, 3800 nt
Organism: Oppiella nova
Lineage: Eukaryota; Metazoa; Arthropoda; Arachnida; Sarcoptiformes; Oppiidae
Source: the annotation of a GenBank genome assembly